Molecule: messenger RNA, 2453 nt
Organism: Theobroma umbraticum
Lineage: Eukaryota; Viridiplantae; Streptophyta; Magnoliopsida; Malvales; Malvaceae
Product: Phosphoribulokinase / Uridine kinase family
Molecular function (GO): ATP binding; kinase activity
Source: RefSeq, a predicted model, not a curated record
AAUCGGUUCAUGUGUUUGUCUGAAUUGCACAAGCUGGCUAAGCAACGCAUCCUGUCGUUUCUUGCUAAUGACAUCCCACCAUGUCACUGACCGUAACCCUCUCUGUCCACAUAGUGAUCACAAGAAUCUUAACACCCCGGCCGCCUUUUACAUAAAAAUCCCUGCUGCCGCUGCCCGGUCUUAAGUUAAUAGACUCCAAAGUCCGAAUACUCAACAGACCACAACUAGGACAGAAAGGACAUAACAAAGAAAAAGUGCAGCAUAAACUCGAAGUUUGCUUUCAUCUUUUAAUGGCUCAAGAUACAUCUUCUGCUGCUGAAUCACCUCGACGACGUUCUGGUCUUCUGCGGGACCAGGUUCAGUUGGUUAAGAAAAAGGACUCCGAUCGCUAUGAAAUUGUUCCAAUUGAAGAUCCAUUAUCCUUUGAGAAAGGUUUCUUCAUUGUAAUUCGUGCAUGCCAAUUGUUGGCCCAAAAGAAUGAUGGAUUGAUUUUAAUUGGAGUAGCAGGGCCAUCUGGAGCUGGAAAAACAGUGUUUACUGAGAAGGUGCUCAACUUCUUGCCCAGCAUAGCUGUCAUAACAAUGGACAACUAUAAUGAUGCUAGCCGUAUUAUUGAUGGAAACUUUGAUGACCCACGGUUGACAGAUUACGAUGCACUGCUUGAAAAUAUACAUGGUUUAAAAGCAGGGAAACCUGUUCAAGUUCCAAUAUAUGACUUCAAGUCUAGCUCUCGCACAGGAUACAGGACAGUUGAAGUGCCUAGCUCCCGCAUUGUGAUUAUUGAAGGAAUCUAUGCCUUAAGUGAAAAAUUGCGGCCUUUACUAGAUCUUCGUGUAUCUGUCACUGGGGGGGUUCACUUUGACCUUGUCAAGCGAGUAUUACGGGAUAUUCAACGUGCUGACCAAGAGCCUGAAGAAAUUAUCCAUCAAAUCUCUGAAACGGUAUAUCCUAUGUAUAAGGCUUUUAUUGAGCCAGAUCUCCAAACAGCACAUAUUAAAAUCAUUAACAAGUUUAAUCCAUUCACUGGGUUUCAGAAUCCUACUUAUAUUUUAAAGUCUACAAGAAUGGUGACAGUGGAUCAAAUUAAGGAAGUUGUAUCCGAGGAACAUAAAGAAACUAUGGAGGAAACCUAUGACAUUUAUCUUCUACCUCCUGGUGAAGAUCCUGAAGCAUGUCAAUCAUAUCUGAGGAUGAGGAAUAGGGAAGGCAAAUACAAUCUCAUGUUUGAGGAAUGGGUAACAGAUAGUCCGUUCAUAAUAUCACCUAGAAUAACCUUUGAAGUUAGUGUGCGCCUUCUUGGAGGACUAAUGGCUUUGGGGUAUACAAUUGCAACCAUCCUAAAAAGAAGUAGCCAUGUCUUUUCUGAUGAUAAGGUGUGUGUGAAGAUUGAUUGGUUGGAGCAACUUAAUCGCAAAUAUGUUCAGGUGCAAGGUCGAGAUCGUCAAUUUGUUAAAUACGUUGCUGCGCAACUGAACUUGGAAGGUUCAUAUGUUCCCCGUACUUACAUUGAACAAAUCCAGCUGGAGAAGCUUGUAAAUGAUGUUAUGGCACUGCCAGAUGAUCUGAAAACUAAGCUUAGCAUUGAUGAUGACGUAGUUUCGAGUCCUAAAGAAGCCCUUUCUCGAGCCUCUGCUGAUCGGAGAAUGAAGUAUCUCAGCCGUAUCUCACAGUCAUAUACAAAUCAGCGGGACAAGAAUUUGCCAAAGCUGACAAGGCUUGCUAUUAAUAGUAGAAGGUUUGAUGGAAGGGCACCUGAGUCACCUUCCCCACUAGUGAAUCCGGGAGUUGUUACGCAGCUCUCAGAGCAAAUUUCCACUCUGAAUGAAAGGAUGGAUGAGUUCACAUCUCGUAUUGAAGAGCUGAAUUCCAAGUUCUCUUCCAGCAAAGUUUCAGCUAGCCAACAAAACUUAGCUGUGCAGGCUGAAGCCAACAAUGGUUCUGGACCUACUUCUCUUUUUGUAACUGGCUUGGGUAACGGUUCACUAACUGGAUCCCUAAUGCCUCAUUCUUCAUCUUCUUCCCAGUUGGCUAGGGAGUCCCCACUCGUGGAAGAGGUUCUACUUAUUGCACGAGGUCAACGCCAGAUUAUGCAUCAAUUAGACAAUCUGAGCAAUCUGCUACAUGAAUACCGGGGAGGAAGGUCUCAGCGGGAAAGAACAGAUAGAACAAACAGAACAGUUGACGUUGACACCAUCACUGUUCCUCUGAUUCUUACUCUAGCAAUUGGUGGUUUGGGUGUCUUUCUGUUCAGGAGUCUGACACCCCAAAAGUGAUCAUCAAACUUAACAGUCAUUUUCAGCGUAGAGAGGAAGUUUGUACCACCCUUUGUGCUUUGAGGGACAUUGUAGGUUACUCUUUGAGAUAUUGUACAGCAAAAUCGUAAAUAUUGAAAGAAAGUAAGAAAUUCUGAAAUUAGUGCUAUAAUCAAGAUAUUUACACUAUUUAAUGGUAAA